Fukomys damarensis (Damara mole-rat) is the source of this 4822-nucleotide messenger RNA. It is a transcript of the gene Myzap, whose product is annotated as myocardial zonula adherens protein. The coding region runs from base 81 to 1253 and encodes 390 amino acids. The record is from RefSeq and is a predicted model, not a curated record. Lineage: Eukaryota; Metazoa; Chordata; Mammalia; Rodentia; Bathyergidae. Gene Ontology annotation, cellular component: intracellular anatomical structure; nuclear envelope; RNA polymerase II, holoenzyme. Gene Ontology annotation, biological process: intracellular signal transduction; maintenance of ER location. The transcript has 11 exons.
CCCCCGCCAUUCCGCAGCUUGGCAAUCUCACUCUCCCCAGAAGGAGAGCUGGUCCCCGCCCGCACUGGCAGCCCUGCGGGAUGCUGCGCUCCACGUCCACCGUCACCCUGCUCUCAGGCGGCGGUGCCCAGGCGCCAGGGGCCCCCAGCAGGCGGGCAAAUGUCUGCAGACUGCGGCUGACUGUGCCUCCCGAGAACCCAGCCUCUGAGCCAACGGAAAAGAAGAUUGUGAGGAAAGAGCAGCCUCCUGAACUAAGCAAUGGAGAAUCUACCAGGAAACUGCCCCAGGGUGUGGUUUAUGGCGUGGUGCGAAGAUCGGAUCAAAACCAGCAGAAGGAAAUGGUGGUGUACGGCUGGUCCACCAGUCAGCUGAAAGAAGAGAUGAACUACAUCAAAGAUGUGAGAGCCACUUUGGAAGAAGUAAGGAGGCGCAUGUAUGGCGACUAUGAUGAAAUGAGGCAGAAGAUCCGACAGCUCACCCAGGAACUGUCUGUUUCCCAUGCCCGGCAGGACUAUCUAGAGAACCACAUCCAAACCCAGUCCUCAGCCUUGGAUAGUUUCAAUGCCAUGAACUCGGCUUUGGCAUCGGACUCCAUUGGUCUGCAGAAAACCCUUGUGGAUGUUACUUUGGAAAACAGCAACAUUAAGGAUCAAAUCAGAAACCUGCAGCAGACGUACCAAGCUUCCGUGGACAAGCUGCGAGAGAAGCAGAGGCAGCUGGAAGCGGUGCAAGUUGAAAAUCAGCUGCUUCAGACGAAGGUGGAAUCCUCCCAGGCAGCCAAUGCCGAGGUGAUGAGGGAGAUGACCAAGAAGCUGUACAGCCAGUAUGAGGAGAGGCUGCAGGAGGAGCAGCGAAGGCACAGUGCUGAGAAAGAGGCGCUCCUGGAAGAAACCAAUAGUUUUCUGAAAACAAUUGAAGAGGCCAAUAAAAAGAUGCAAGCAGCAGAGAUCAGCCUCGAGGAGAAAGACCAGAAGAUUGGGGAGCUGGACAGGCUCAUCGAGCGCAUGGAAAAGGAGCGGCACCAGCUGCAACUGCAGCUUCUGGAGCACGAGACAGAAAUGUCCGGGGAGAUUCCCGAGGCUGACAAAGAAAGGUAUCAGCAGCUGGAGGAGGCCUCAGCCAGCCUCCGUGAGCGGAUCAGACACCUGGAUGACAUGGUGCACUGCCAGCAGAAGAAAGUCAAGCAGAUGGUUGAGGAGAUCAUGUCGCACGAGCUCUUCUUCAGAUUUAGUCUGCGGCUCUUUGGAAGAUGAUAACCCGCUAAGCCCGCUAGCCCACUGUGGGUAGAAGUGGUUCCUUUCGCUGCUCGUGAUUAGAAGAACACUUGUGCACUCACUGCGGGCGAGAGGUGUUUUUGAGGAGCAAAACAGGAAGACUUGGCCACCCGGGGCCCUGCUUUGUGAAAACACCCACAUACGGUAACUCGACUUGGACAGCCGCAGGACGCUGAGUCAAGAGAACUCAAAGGCCCACAGUCUGUCUAGAAACGGGUUCCUAGAUCUCAAAGAAAGAACUGUAUGGAAAAAUUAUUCCUAAAAGCAAUUCGGAAGGUGCCAAGUAGAGAUUGGCCUAAGAUCCUGGAAAAAUGAAGCUUUUCUGCUAGAAGAGGGUGGGAGAGGACGAAGGACAUGAGUCCCGAGAGGAACGGGCUCUGUCCCGAAACACACCCUACGCCCCUACACCCCUCACGAGCAGCCCGGUGUCUGCGUGGUUCGAUUCUGUGUUUACAGGGCACAGUGGCCCUGAGAUUUUCCUUUCUGAAUGUGUCUCAGCACCACUAGUCAACUUCUUGCUCUUCUUGUCUAAGAGAAGUUUGGUUUGCUUCUAUCCCUGAAUGAAUAGUUCAAUCAGUUUCAGGAAGAGAAGAACAUUUGGCUAAAAUGCAUUGCCGUGAAGCACACUCCACGCAUCUGCGUUUUGGUACCGGUCUCGCGCCACAGCCACACAUGCUGGUAUUUCUUCAGAAGCUGGCCCAGUUGUGAGAGGUACCAGGAGUGGUGGUCUAGUCGCGGGUGGCAUUGGUCCACAGGCCAGGGCACAGGGCUGGUGGAGUGGGUCCCUGUGACAGCAGCUCCUUCUCUGCUCCCGCAUGUGUCCAUGGCAAAGUGGGUAUGUGGGUCCCUUUCCUGUUGGUGUUUGCCUUUGGUCUCUCAUUUUGAUGCCUCUGCCCAGCUUACACAAAGAGGGAGUGGGAAGGGAAGGAAGUGAGGGGUAACCUUCAGCAUUCGUGGGCAGCUGUUACUGUGGGCACAGUGCUCGGUUCGAUGCAGAUCCCACACACUCACCUGGGUUCCGCAGGGAGCUGGAGUCAGCUUGGGAAAUCGCUCGCCUAGAUCUCACCCUGGCCUGGUGACCUGCACCGUUUGUUUCUGGGGAUUCCUUUACUACUCUGACGUUUUUCUGAGUCUCUGGUGGAAUCUGCUCUCUGGCAUCUGUUCUAGUGGAAUAGAUUUGUUAGCAUAUCAAAAAGUGAAAUUAGGAGGAAAUGAAUUUAGGGAACACCUUGACCUUCCAAGAAACUGGGGCACUGGUGUGAGUCGGCGGGGUGGUGUGCUCUCUUCCGCCCUGGAGUUUCUUCCGUCUGUUGGCCUAGGCGCAGUCCCUGGAGGACAGGGUUAGCGGAGCAGACAUGAGCAGAGCCCAGAGCAUCUAUACGCCCCUUUUCCUGCCUUCCACGCGCUUGGUGCAUGUGCCUUCUUCCUGCCCCAGCCCCAGCCCAGGCUUUCUGGUGAUCUUGAGUCUGGCUCCCCUGCUCCACAGGACCCAUCUCUCUUCUCUGCUCUACCAUUGCUGGUGAGCCUCAGUUUACCUCUUUCCUGCCUACAUUGUAACACGCUGUUAACUGUACCUACUGCCAGCCAAGCCUGAGUUCUGUGUUCAAGUCCUGCUCCACCGCUCCACCCACCCCACCUCUCCUCCCUCUCCCUGCCCUUCACUGGACCCCCAGCCUUGACUCUGCAGCCCACAUCCUGUCUCACCGCCCCCCCGAGGAGUUGCUUUGCAAACCUUUGAGGCAGAAUUUGUGCAUAGUACAUGAAAGUGUUCACUUCCAGGGUCUAGUGGUUAACAUGGUGUUAGUCAUUUUUUUAAAACCCAAGUUCUUUACCUAAGGUAUCUGAAAGAACACAGUGGUGCCCACCUUCCCUGCCCUGUGCAUUCUAGAAGGAAUUAUUGCAGGUGAAUUUGAUGACAGGGGUUGGUGGGUGCACCCACAUCCAAACUGCCCUUUCUAGAAGGUCCCUUGUGGGGAAAUGUCACCAAACCCACAUUUUUUUUAUUGAAAUGGCUUCUAAUAGGCUUGGAGCAUUUUUCCAGACACCAGGUGCCCAGUUUCUGCCCCUAGAAAGUAUGUGAGGCUGCGCAGUUGGUGUUGAAAGCCUUGCCAAGUGACGAGUGCGCCUGCGCCAAGGCUGUCAGGGCUGUGGAGACAGAGCUCACCCACACACGUUAACCUUCACAGAGGUGUGGUCUGCCCAUUUUUAAAGUGCAGGAAAUCGAGGCUUAGAGUCAUAAAAAACAAGUAGCGAGCAGUAUCUCAGCAAAUAAUUAUGGUUCUGGGUCCACACCCAGAUCUUUGAGUCCAAAGUCCUUUUCUUCUUAUUUUUUAAAAUAUGAAAGGAAAUUAAAGUGCAGAAAAUUAUAUUUCAUUAUCCUCUAUAAAUAAUGAAAACACAAUCCCUGUGCCCUCCUCUGCUUUUUGUAAAUAAAAGAAAAUAUCACAGGUAAAGACGAGGGCCGUUCUGUUUUACUUCUGCCCAGUUCUGCUCCUCUCCUUCUUCUACCCCACGCUUCUACCACAGAGAUGUGGAUCUAAUAUUAGUACGAAGCCUAGUGUGUGUUUAAAAAUUUACACAAAUUUUAGUUUAUGAUUUAGAUAAUAAGUAGUAUUGUCGAUAUUUUGCAACUUGUCUUUUUUCCUAGUUUAAUGUUAUUACACGCAGAUCUAAUUUUUUCAUUCCAGUAGCUAAUAUACUUUUAUUUGGAUAUAUUGCAAUCCGUCUGUCCUGUUGAUACACAUGUAGUUAAUUUCAAAGUUUUAUUCUCCCACAGAGGGAAACGUCUCCACGCGUCCUUCUCUAGGAAGCGCACGUAGAAGGGGGCGCCGCCAGGGGGCGGAGUGACGCAGUGUCAGCGUCGCCUGACCCUUCGGUGGUUUUCCACAGUGCAUAGCACUGCCCCAGUCGCUUAAUACGGCAGGGGUUUCCAGACUCUCAUCACCACGCGGCCCCGUGUGGACUAUGGUCUUAGUCAGUUAUGAAAUCGCAUCUCAUUGUUUUAAGUGUAACUUGCGUCAGCCUGAUUCCUACUCAUUACAAGUUGUGGAACGAAUGCCUUUUCAUAAGGUCAUCGGCACACUCAGGCAUCCCCCUUUAUGAAUUCGUGUUCAUAUUCUUUAUUCAUUUUAUGUGAGGUUGUUUGUCUUUCCUUCUGCUGAUUUGUACCUACUCUGUAUUCGUAUAAUCAUCAAAAAACAUUUGGCCGACAUCUCCUUCUCAGUGGUGUUGGUGGUUUAUCUUAUAUAAUUUUAAAAUUUUAGUAGUUAUCAAUGUUUCUGUGCUGUGCUGUACUGUGUGUCUUAUUUGUCAUAAGCAUAUUUUGUGUAAUAGUUUUAAAAUUUUAUUUUUCAUCUUUAGGUCUUUAGUUACCACCUACACGUCUGCCCUCUGUGCUUCCUUUAGCUUUUCUCUGCAUAACAUUUACUUGUCCUUUUUGCCUGUUUAUGUGGUUUGUUGUCUCUUUCCCUCCACUAGAAUGUAAGCUCUAGGAGGCAGGGACUUUUGUCUGUUUAUGACUGUAACUCCUAACAACUGGAAUUUUUGCU